Messenger RNA from Caenorhabditis remanei, 1476 nucleotides. RefSeq lists its product as uncharacterized. Lineage: Eukaryota; Metazoa; Nematoda; Chromadorea; Rhabditida; Rhabditidae. Gene Ontology annotation, biological process: tricarboxylic acid cycle; fumarate metabolic process; malate metabolic process. The coding region runs from base 1 to 1476 and encodes 491 amino acids. The transcript has 4 exons. The record is from RefSeq and is a predicted model, not a curated record. Gene Ontology annotation, cellular component: mitochondrion; tricarboxylic acid cycle heteromeric enzyme complex. Gene Ontology annotation, molecular function: fumarate hydratase activity.
AUGCUCGCUCGUGGAGGCGCCGUCAUUGCCCGCGGAGCGUCUGUUGCCGCUGCCCGUCACUUCUCGCGCACCACUGUUUCGAUGGCUAAGAUUCGCAAGGAACGCGACACGUUCGGAGAGCUCGAAGUACCCGCCGACAAGUACUAUGGAGCCCAAACCGCCCGUUCCCAAAUGAACUUUAAGAUCGGAGGACCCGAAGAGCGUAUGCCAAUCCCAGUGAUUCACGCUUUCGGUAUCCUCAAGAAGGCGGCCGCUCUCGUCAACACCGAGUUCGGACUCGACAAGAAACUCGCCGACGCUAUCGCUCAGGCUGCUGAUGAGGUUGUCGACGGAAAACUCGACGAUCACUUCCCACUUGUCACCUGGCAAACCGGAUCAGGAACUCAAUCGAACAUGAACGUCAACGAGGUGAUCUCCAACCGUGCCAUCGAGAUUUUGGGAGGAGAACUCGGAUCGAAGAAGCCAGUUCAUCCAAAUGACCAUGUUAACAUGUCUCAAUCCUCCAACGAUACAUUCCCAACUGCCAUGCAUAUCGCUGUCGGACGUGAAGUCAACUCUCGACUCCUUCCGGCUCUCAAGAAACUCCGUGCUGCUCUCAACAACAAGGCUGAGGAGUUCAAGGAUAUCAUUAAGAUCGGACGUACCCACACUCAAGACGCCGUUCCAUUGACUCUCGGACAAGAGUUCUCUGCCUACGUUCAACAACUCGACAAUUCGAUCGCCCGUGUCGAGUCGACUCUCCCACGUCUCUACCAACUCGCCGCCGGAGGAACCGCCGUCGGAACCGGACUCAACACUCGCAAGGGAUUCGCCGAGAAGGUCGCCGCCACCGUCUCCGAUCUCACCGGACUUCCAUUCGUCACCGCGCCAAACAAGUUCGAGGCUCUCGCUGCUCACGAUGCUCUUGUCGAGGUUCAUGGAGCCCUCAACACCGUUGCCGUCUCCUUCAUGAAGAUCGGAAACGACAUCAGAUUCUUGGGAUCCGGACCAAGAUGUGGACUCGGAGAGCUCUCACUUCCAGAGAACGAGCCAGGAAGCUCCAUUAUGCCAGGAAAAGUGAAUCCAACUCAGUGUGAGGCCAUCACAAUGGUCGCCGCACAGGUUAUGGGUAAUCAGGUCGCUGUGAGCGUCGGUGGAUCGAACGGACACUUUGAACUCAACGUCUUCAAGCCACUCAUCGUCCGUAACGUCCUUCAAUCCACUCGUCUUUUGGCUGACAGCGCCGUCAGCUUCACCGAUCAUUGUGUUGAUGGAAUCGUUGCCAACAAGGAUAAUAUUGCCAAGAUCAUGAGAGAAUCCCUUAUGCUCGUCACCGCUCUCAACCCACACAUCGGAUACGACAACGCCGCGAAGAUCGCCAAGACCGCCCACAAGAACGGCACGACUCUCGUCCAGGAGGCCGUCAAACUCGGAAUCCUGACCGAGGAGCAAUUCGCUCAAUGGGUUAAGCCAGAGAACAUGCUUGGACCAAAGUAA